GCGAGUGAGAGAGAUGUGAUUGUGCGUGUCGGGACGAGCUCAAGUCUGCACGAAGUGGUCAGAAAGCAGCCGAAAGUCCGCGGCGCACUUAGUACACACGGGGCGUGGAUUAUUCUGGAGAAAGUGUCGCUGGAUUGACCUGAGGCGCUACUUACUUUUGUUCGUUGUUUCCCGCUCCGCCCUUCAUUCCGCAGCACAUAGCAGCUGUGUUUUAAUGCCCCUGCGCACCCGAGGAGCAGGUCAAGGAGAGCAAAGUGAGGCAGAAGAGACAGAAGAAGAGGAAGGCGUGAGGAGGCCUGGACACCACCCGUCCUCGCCUUUUGGAGCUCGGUCCACUCUCCCCUCCUGGCCCUGCAUGGACAGGGAUGGGGAGAGCCGGAUGCUGUUGCCGCGGGGCUGAGCGCCUCGCGUCCCCGUCUUCAGUGCGCCGUUUCCGGCCAGUGCUACUGUUGGUCACCGCUCUCGUCUGCGUUGCACCGCAAAUUGGUCAGUGCCAAGUGGCUACUCCCCAGUGUCGUAUCCAGAAGUGUACUACGGACUUCGUCUCCUUGACGUCUCACCUCACACCAGCCGUGGAUGGCUUUCAUGUUGAGUUUUGUAAGGCUCUGCGGGCAUAUUCAGCCUGCACACAGAGGACUGCUAAAUCCUGUCGUGGAAACCUGGUCUACCACUCUGCUGUGCUGGGCAUUUCAGAUCUCAUGAGCCAGAGGAACUGCUCAAAAGAUGGACCAACUUCAUCCACACACCCCGAGACCCACCAUGAACCUUGCAACUACCACAGUCGCAGCCAGCACACACAUACCCAUGCACACAGUCACACACAUCCCCACCCCCAUGGACACGGCCAGGGUCACUUCCAGCCUGUGUACCUGUUCUGUGGGCUGUUUGGGGACCCUCAUCUCAGGACAUUUAAAGAUAACUUCCAGACUUGCAAAGUGGAGGGGGCAUGGCCUCUUAUUGACAAUGACUAUCUGUCAGUCCAGGUUACAAAUGUCCCGGUGGUUAGUGGCUCCAGCGCCACUGCAACCAACAAGAUCACCAUCAUUUUCAAGCCAUUUGAAGGCUGUACAGACCAGCGCGUGUACCAGGCGGUCACAGACAAUCUGCCAGCCGCCUUCGACGAUGGCACGGUGAGCAGUGGUGACACUCUCCACUCCUCCGCCACAGCAGAGGGCAGCCUGAGAAAGGUGCGGGCGCUCUGGAUCUCAGAGCGCAGCCCGGGCCGCCAUGUUGAGCUGCACGCCGGAUACAUUGGGGUAACAGUGAUCGUCCGCCAAACAGGGCGCUACCUGACUUUAGCUAUACGCAUCCCAGAGGAGUUUGCUCAGGCUUAUGAUGCCUCUCAAGACCUUCAGCUCUGUCUUAAUGGCUGCCCUAACAGUGAGCGCAUUGACCAGGGGGGGCAUCUCCCCCUGUUCCCUCCAGCACUGGGCCUGCAGCUGCACAGACCUGGUUAUUCUUCAUUGACACAAGCCUCGCCUUACGGCAGCUCACAGCUCUUCAGUGUGGACAGAGCUAAGGACCGCUGCAAAGAACAGCUGGAGAUACACGAUAUUUACUUCCACUCCUGGUUUGACCUCCUGACUACUGGCGACACUAACUUCACUGUGGCGGCAUACAGUGCUCAGAAGGACAUGGAGAGCCUUCACCCGCACAAAGACAGAUGGAGGAUCUACCCCAGAGGAGCAGCUUCUUUACCCACAUAUUCACAUCAAACUUUAUCCUGUCUUCUUGUGCUGUGUGCUCUCAGCACAGCACUGGUCUAAAACAUGGAAGUGGGCUGGAGGAGGUUUGCACUAGAAAGAAAGUUUUGUCAGUUUUUAUUUUGAUGACAACUGAAACUGAGCACUGAAUCCAACCCUUGGUGAUGUGUAGGAUCAUGACACUGUUAUAAUGCCUAUGACACAGGCAGCUCCCGAUGACAGAUGUCCAUGAGGUUGGACCUUUUUUGAAAAAAUAAAAAAAUAUGGGAGUUUCUUGUUCAUGACAAUGGCAGAUGUUGUACAGCAACAGACUGUAAAUAGUUUAUUUUGUGUUCAAUGUGCAGUGCAUAGUUUUGUGCUUAGAUGUGAUUUUUCUUUAAUACCUCAGAACGAGGAUGUUUGUCUUAAAACAGAAGCACUUUACUUUUUUUUUUUUUUUUUUUUACAAUCCAUAUCAGUGUUUUUGUCAUCUACCAAAAAUAAUCAGCCUGUAAAAUAGUACCUUUUGGUUCAAGUGUUUUUCAGCAACAGCUUUACCCAGUAAUCUGUUCAGUCAAUGUGAGUUUUCCUUUGAAUGUACUUUGGAUAGCGUCAAAGCAGAUGCCAUAAGUGUUGCUCUGUUUUGCUGUGUUUAUUUGGAUGUGUGUGAGUUUCAUUGAGUUGGUUGCUCCUUAGAUGGUGCAAAGGUUAAUAAAGUUUGUGUGAAGUGAG
Molecule: messenger RNA, 2414 nt
Organism: Boleophthalmus pectinirostris (great blue-spotted mudskipper)
Lineage: Eukaryota; Metazoa; Chordata; Actinopteri; Gobiiformes; Gobiidae
Gene: rgmb
Product: repulsive guidance molecule BMP co-receptor b
Biological process (GO): BMP signaling pathway
Cellular component (GO): plasma membrane
Molecular function (GO): coreceptor activity
Source: RefSeq, a predicted model, not a curated record